Messenger RNA from Heterobasidion irregulare TC 32-1, 1014 nucleotides. RefSeq names its product mitochondrial carrier protein. Bases 1 to 1014 code for a protein of 337 amino acids. The record is from RefSeq and is a predicted model, not a curated record. Lineage: Eukaryota; Fungi; Basidiomycota; Agaricomycetes; Russulales; Bondarzewiaceae. Gene Ontology annotation, molecular function: pyrimidine nucleotide transmembrane transporter activity. The transcript has 4 exons. Gene Ontology annotation, biological process: pyrimidine nucleotide import into mitochondrion. Gene Ontology annotation, cellular component: mitochondrion.
AUGGCAGUCUCGACGCCCCUUCCUUCUGACCCAUCCAAUACCAGCUGGCUUCCUGCCCAGUCAUGGCGGCAUUUUGUAGCUGGAGGGUUGGGGGGGAUGUGCGGAGCCAUCAUUACAAGUCCAUUCGACGUCGUGAAGACUCGGCUGCAGUCAGACUUGUUCAGACAAAAACAAACGAGCGUGGGGUUGGUAGGCGACACCAUGGUGGUAGUGGCCCGUAGGCCAAUCGGACUUCUUUGGCAUUUUGUGGAAACGGCACAUAUUCUCCGCGAUAUUGCACGAGAAGAGACCCCGCGCGCGUUAUUUAAAGGACUGGGCCCCACCCUUGUGGGCGUCAUACCCGCACGUUCCAUCAACUUCUUCACGUACGGCAAUGGCAAGCAUGUCAUCGCGAAUAAUUUCAACCAUGGUGAAGAAAACUCUUUCGUACAUCUUGGCGCGGCCGCUUUUGCUGGGAUUGUCACUGGGACAGCCACGAAUCCAAUAUGGGUAGUCAAGACACGUCUACAGCUCACUGCAUCUAAUCGGGUGUCGCCAACCCUUCCAGCGUCAUCGGGGUCGUUCUUUGGCGGUAGUGUGUCCAUGGUACGCCAGAUCUUCCGAGAAGAGGGCGUGCGUGGGUUUUACAAGGGCUUGAGCGCAAGCUAUCUCGGCGUCACAGAGGGCACUAUCCAAUGGGUGCUGUACGAACGACUGAAACGACUCACUGCGGGAGUCGAAGGACAAGGGGGAGUCCAAGAGUGGGCGGGCAUGCUGGGAAGCGCCGGAACAGCAAAAUGCGUAGCAAGUCUCAUCACUUAUCCACAUGAGGUCCUUCGGACUCGGCUAAGACAGCCUCUCGUUGACGGCAAGAUGAAGUACACGGGACUCCUGCAGACACUGCGCCUCGUCAUCGCCGAGGAAGGUGCCCGCUCACUAUACGGCGGGUUGAGUGCUCACCUCAUGCGUGUUGUGCCAAACGCAGCAGUGAUGUAUUCUAUAUACGAGGGGAUUAUCCGGUGGGGAAAACACUAA